Rubroshorea leprosula is the source of this 696-nucleotide messenger RNA. NCBI's taxonomy places the organism in Eukaryota, Viridiplantae, Streptophyta, Magnoliopsida, Malvales, Dipterocarpaceae. The record is from the annotation of a GenBank genome assembly.
UAUUUAUUUAACCUUUUUCUUUUGGCUACAUCUGAUUGUGAGCUAUAUGUCAAGGAUAACUCUUCCCCUUCCCAAAUGCCUCCCGACCCUUCCCAAGCACUUAGCUCAUAAUGAUUUCCAUGGAGCUAAUUAUUGUAAAUUCUUUUGACUAGUUUUUCAUUCUUAGUGGUCCUUCUUAUCACACUUGUCAUGAUCUUUGGAAAGGCUUCUCUGUGUUUGUUUUCUCAAAGAUUAAUUCAUUUCGGUCAGGAAAAACAGAGAAGGAAUUUCCUUGAAACAUUUUGGGAUCAACACUGCACCCACCUUAUUCUGCAUAACUCCUCUUAUGUUUGUUGUUCUUAUCAAUUUCUUUUGUUUACAUUGGUUUGCUUCCUCAAUUGGUUACAGAGUAGUUGUUCAUCAAGGCGGCUUACGAAUGCCAGCGAAAUGGAAUAAGGAGAGGCUUCUAGCUGUUGAAAAAUUAUAGAUUGUAUGUAAAUAUUAUUUUGAGAACAGUGCCUCCCAACUGUCCUGUAUCCCUUUUAUUUCUUCCUUGGCUUUCCUUUUAUCUUGUUUACUGGUCCUGGUCAGCCAGAUAUCCACAAAUUGAAGAUUACCUUUGAAGGCAUUUAACUGGCUUGUAUCUAUUAAUCAGUGGUUUAUAUUUAGUAGUAGAAUUCCCUUAUAUAUUUUUUCUAUCUUCAUGUUAUUAUUAGC